This is a messenger RNA of Manacus vitellinus (golden-collared manakin), 7615 nucleotides long. It is a transcript of the gene PKNOX1, whose product is annotated as PBX/knotted 1 homeobox 1. Lineage: Eukaryota; Metazoa; Chordata; Aves; Passeriformes; Pipridae. The transcript is spliced from 11 exons. Gene Ontology annotation, biological process: regulation of transcription by RNA polymerase II; angiogenesis. The record is from RefSeq and is a predicted model, not a curated record. Gene Ontology annotation, molecular function: RNA polymerase II cis-regulatory region sequence-specific DNA binding; DNA-binding transcription factor activity, RNA polymerase II-specific. The coding region runs from base 669 to 1979 and encodes 436 amino acids.
AUUACUUGAUCAUGCUUUGAUUUUACCAUGGAAUGUAUUCAAAUGAUUAUGAAGGAACUUUAAAUGGGGGGGGAGGAAAGGUCUCUCACCUCUUUUGGUUUCGUGCUUAAUUUUUAGAACACUGGUGAGUUAUUCCUGUCUGCAUUUCGUAGUUUUAUCUUUGGGAUGUGCCUUGUCUAGUCUUAGCAGGCAGACACUGAGCCAUAGAGUAAAAUAUGAAGGUUGAACAGUGAGUGAGUUAUUAGUCCACAUGGAGCCUUCUGUUAGAGGUGUCAGCAAACACAAAGGUAAAUAUGGAGAAUGAAUGUAAUAAGAUGAGGGAAAGUGCAGAUAAUAGCAUGGCAUACGGGUGUGAUUAGAGGUUAUUAACAAUGCAAAAAAAAAUUUGCAAAACAUGCAAAAAAAAAAUCCUGUCAGUUCAUUUAAAUUGGUGAGGGAACCACAUAAUAAACCAGAAUUUUUUUUAAAUCACAUUCAGUCUUAGAAAAGUUUGUUCUGUGUUCUUUUCUUCUGAUUAUUUUUCUGUUGUUUUUUAGGUUUCUGCCCUCGACGUUGUACGUGAGUGGCAUCUCUGCUGCAACAAGAUCAUGUCUUCUUCAACCCAUUGAAGGAAAGGGAAUAUUUGUUCACACUUAUGAUGAUUUGACAUAAGUAACGUUUUAUUAACCAUGAUGGCAACACAGACAUUAAGUAUAGACAACUAUCAAGAUGGACAACAGAUGCAAGUGGUGACAGAGUUAAAAACUGAACAAGAUCCCAACUGCUCUGAGACUGAUGCAGAAGGGGUGAGUCCUGCCCCUGUAGAAUCUCAAACUCCAAUGGAUGCAGACAAGCAGGCCAUUUACAGGCACCCACUAUUUCCCUUGUUAGCACUAUUAUUUGAAAAAUGUGAACAAUCUACACAAGGCUCAGAAGGCACAACUUCUGCUAGUUUUGAUGUAGAUAUUGAAAACUUUGUAAGGAAGCAGGAGAAAGAAGGAAAACCUUUUUUCUGUGAAGACCCAGAAACCGAUAAUUUGAUGGUAAAAGCAAUCCAAGUUCUUCGUAUCCAUCUGCUCGAGCUGGAAAAGGUUAAUGAACUCUGCAAGGAUUUCUGCAGUCGUUACAUUGCCUGCCUGAAGACAAAAAUGAACAGUGAAACUCUGUUAAGUGGAGAGCCUGGAAGUCCUUAUUCACCUGUGCAAUCUCAGCAAAUUCCAAGUGCCAUUGCAGGCACACUCAGUCCCCAAGGGAUUAUGGUGCCAGCAUCAGCAUUGCAGCAGGGAAAUGUAACUAUGGCAACAGUAGCAGGGGGGACAGUGUAUCAGCCCGUCACCGUGGUCACGCCACAAGGCCAGGUGGUGACACAGGCACUGUCACCUGGGACUAUUCGGAUCCAGAACUCUCAGCUUCAGUUGCAAUUAAACCAAGAUCUAGGCAUCUUGCAUCAAGAUGAUGGCUCAUCAAAAAAUAAAAGAGGAGUUCUUCCCAAGCACGCUACAAAUGUGAUGAGAUCUUGGCUUUUUCAGCACAUAGGGCAUCCAUAUCCAACAGAGGAUGAGAAGAAGCAGAUUGCAGCACAAACAAAUCUGACACUACUCCAGGUUAACAACUGGUUUAUCAACGCUAGAAGGCGAAUUCUGCAGCCGAUGCUGGACUCCAGUUGUUCCGAAACCCCCAAAACGAAGAAGAAAACAGCUCAGAACCGGCCGGUGCAGAGGUUCUGGCCUGACUCCAUUGCCUCAGGAGUUGCUCAGCAGCAAUCCAACGAGCUCACCAUGUCCGACGGUGCUGUUGUCACCAUUACAGCUCCAGUCAACAUGAAUGUAGACAGUCUCCAGUCUUUGUCAUCUGAUGGUGCUACUUUGGCUGUCCAGCAAGUCAUGAUGGCAGGGCAGAGCGAGGAUGAGUCUGUAGACAGCGGGGAGGACGAUGGAGGAGACCUCUCAACAACAAACAUCAGCGGGCUGGUCUUGGAUAACAGCGAUUCUCUGCAGUAGGAAGCAAGGAAGUGUGACAAAACACUUAGGAAAAAAAAAAAAAAAGAAUGGACUGACUGACUGACUUUUUAUAGUUUGCACAGCAAACAUUUUACACGAGUUUUAUUUCUAAUAUGUUUUAUAUGUAGAUAUAGAAGGGUGCACUUUUUUGUAUUUCAUAGUAAGCUUAAAGAGUGUUUUUGCAGGUGCAGCAACUUCUUUCAAAUGUGUUUUUUUUUUUUGUUUCUUUUUCCUUUUUCUUAUUUCAGAAAAUUAUAUCUAGUAAUAUAAUAAGAACCACGUAAGCACCCCUUUGUCCUAUGAAUUGGACGUGCUGCAGUUUCUAAUGAAUUAUGCAGUUUCAAUUAGUGCUGUUAUUUAACACAGCUUUGGAUGGGCAGGUGAUGUAAAUUUAAAGCAUGUGACACUAGUGUGUGAAACUUAAUUAUUAAGUUAGAUGCAUAUAUUUGAAAGAUGCUUCUGCACCUUAAAAACUGCUAGUCUGAGGUGGACAGCAACACACAUAAAAAGGAACUGUUGAUGUGUGAUUCAGUAGCGAAUGUAUGGCAAUUUAAAUAAGUUUAGUUUCUCUCAUAGUCCGUGAGCCUGUUUAUCAUUUGCUAUGAAAACUCCUAUUUUUACCUUGCUGGGGUUAUUGGAUAAAAAAAAAAAUAUUUUUAUAAAUUCAUUAGAAAUUGGGAUGACGACUGUAUUAAGCAGGAGGAGAAAAAAAAAAAAAUUUCCAGAGGGGAAAAAUAAAUGUUUAGUAUUCCUAUUUGGAAGGUCUGAAAACUGACCCAAUUUAAUAAACAAGCCUACAGUAGCAUUCUAUGAUUCUCAGCUAUCCCACAGUGAUAUACUAUAUUUGAUAGUAGCAUAAGAAGGGCCCACUCUUUGAUGGGAUUUUGAUAUUGUCAAACAUUGAUUUAUAUUAUGUGUAAACUAAUAUUCAAAUUACAUAACUCUGUAUCUAGACUUGUAUCUGAAAAUAUUUGCUAAAUGACUAUUCAGGUGAGUAAAUUCAAAUACCCACAACUUUUCCAGUUACUAGAUGAAUUUAACAGUUUAUAGUUUGUACAACUGAAUCUGAAAAAAAUGAAAAGUUACCUACUAUACAGUCAUGAAUUCUGCUAUUUUAUUGCAUUUGAAAUAUUUUCCCCUAAUACAAAAAGAAAUAUAACUUAUGGAUUUAUAUAAAAAUUUCUUCAAAUCUGAAGUUUACUACCAGAAUAUACAGGCUUUAUUAGAGUAGAAAAUCCUUGUGUGUCAUUUAAAAACGAAGAGCUGUUGUGAAAACAGCUGGUUUUUUGGUUUUGGUUUUUUUUUUUUUGUGGUAACAGUUCAUUUAUUUUCCCAAAGUUUGAAGUCUGUGUCUGUCUAUCCACGAACUUUUGGAACUUUUGUAUUUCCCUUUGUCAAGUACAAAUAACAGAUUCUGGGAGCCUCGUGGUAUGAUCAACAUCCUCUUUUUAAUCUCUGCCUAUUUGUCACAGUAAGGGGUUGGAUCAGAACUUCCUUCUGGUUUAGGCCAAAUCUAGUCGUGUUUCUGAUACAACAGGGGAAAAAAAGAUGUUAGAUUUUAGACACUGUAUUUGAACAAAGCCCUUGGACAGAUGCAAGUAUUUAAUUGAAUACUUAAUUUGUGCUUCACAGGACACUCAGGCAUGUGGGUCCCGUUGAUUUCAGUAGGAUUGGCACAUGUGCUUAAAUGGUUGGAAGGUGGUCAUUGCAGAUUCCAAAGGAGGUGUGAGUUGGUGUGAAGAAAAACUUGUGGAAGAAAUGUCAGUAGCACUGCCAUAUGCACAUGGAAAAUAAUACUAGUUUUCAGUGACUAGUAUCUAUUUAAAAAAAAAAUUGGUGUUGGUUUUACUCAACACAAGUGAUGUUUCUGCUGUGGCACUCACUUAUUCCUGGCUGAGCAUCUUCCUUAGUUCAAAUGCUGUAAUGAUCUGCUCCACUGGAGUGGUAAUUCCUAAAGAAAUUGUUUUCUUCUGGCUUCUCUGCUUUGCCACUGAUGUGGGGUGUUUGUUAAACAGCACAGUAAAUGAAUAAUGAAAGGUUUAAUUAGGAAGAUGUUGACAUAGCAUAACUAUCUCAAAAAGGCUGUUGUCAAAUCCAGUUUGACCCCAAAAUAUUUUAAAGGACAGAAACCACGUAUGAAUCCUGCUCCUUUGGAAACAUUCAACCUACUGCCCCUACAAAAGAUAACUGAGAUUACUGGAACAGAAAGACAGAUUCUGUGGGUUUAAUUGUUUGUGAUUUAACUCCAAAAGUGCUUCAUCACCCCCACAGUUUCCAUCAUACAACAGGUCAUGUUGGUUGGUUGGUUUGGAGUUUUUAUUCAGCCACCCUUGUUUAUGUUUAAUAGACCUUUAAUCCUUGUACUUGUAGCAUGUAGGCAGAGGAAUCUGCCUUUUAGUGAGUACAGGCCCGUGGACAAACACCUGCUUUUCCAAAUCAGGCUGUGCUGGAGCACCAGGCUGUUUUUCACCAUAUCCUUUCCUUCCCUGACCAGCUGUUGCUGCCUCAGGCUUUCCCCAUCCUGCUUCCAGGUGGGCUUGGAAGCAGCUCAUCCAGCUGAUCCUGGGGGUAGCAAACAGCCAGCAGUGAAGGGAAGGGUAAACCAAAGUGGGCAAAACUUCCAUCCUUUGGAGAUAGCAUGGCAAUGGGCAUUUGCCCACACCUCAAAACUGUGAGGACUGAGAUCCUAAAAAGAGAGAAGGCAUUAAAGCAAUUUAAUAUCUAUACAACCAACUGGAAGAGGCUUCAGGAAUAUGUUGUUAUGUGCCACUUGGAACUCAAUUGGAAACAACCAAGCCUCAGGGUUUGCAAACUUCUGAAAGUGUGUUUUUCAGAAAGAAGCCAUUAUCUAGUCAGCUUUUUUUUUUUUCCUUUUUUUUAUUCCCUCCACCCUCCAUGCAGCAGAAGUUUUAUUCUUCUGAAAAAUUUGCAACCUUGUCUUCAGCUACUUUAUCAGUACCCAGAGACUGAACUGUACAGAGUUUACUGUGAAAGGGGAAUAUGGAAUAGUUUCACUGUAAGAUUAGGAACAUGAAAACAUAGGAAUGUGAAUUCCUAAAACUGGAAAGGCUUUACCAGUAUAAUCAAAGGUAUUGCUUAACAUAUGAAACUCAAACCUUUUCUUUUAAUUCAGUGAGAAUUCUGUAGUGGGUGUGAACUGCACAGGAGUGCUUGUUCUUCUCUUGGUUUUAAAAAAGAAAAAGUAGUGUCCUUCAUUUUUCCUGUAUAAGAAAACUUUGCUUUCAGCAAAGUUUCACCAUUCAGGAAAGGUACAUGUUUACAUUAGUUAAAAAGUCUUUAUAGGGGACAUAAAUUUAAACCCAUAUGUAAUUGCCCCCCUGCCCCCAAGUAAAGUCAUAUUCAAAUGCAAUAGAACUAAUUUUUUAAAACAUCAGUGUGACUCUUCUGCAGUUAUGAUUAUUGAAACUUAUAAUUUUUAUUUUUCUAACCCCAAACAGGGUUCUCAGUCCAGUUUUUUCAAGAUUCCUGUAACAGGCAAGGCAAUUUCCUGUCGCUUUUUAACUUUGGAAGCAUUGCAGUUUAGUAAACCAAUUCCAAAACGAUCAGGAUAUAUUUCUAAAUGACUGUUACGAAGAAAUAAUCAUGUUAGAAAAUAUUUAGAAUCAUCUCUGGCUCUGCAGUGGGUUUUUUCUACGUCUGGAUAUUGUGUCAAAGUGGAGUCCUGCUGACCUCAGGGAAACUCCAUAAGGCUCCAUAUCAGGCUGCAUUUAUCUGCCAGGGAAUUGGUUCUUUGUUCUGGUACCUGAUCUCUGUUAGGAACUUUUUGGAGAGCCCUCCAGCUUUAUUUUGCCUGCAUACCUGGGUGUUCUUCCAGUGGCAACCAGGGUAUGGAUGAAGGGCUUGGAAGGGCAGGAACUCAUGUUGGCCUGGUGUGCACCACGUAAUUGUUUUGGUAUUCAAAAUGCAGCCAAGAAGCCAGACCCACAGUGAGGAACUGGAGUUCCCAGUUCCUGUGCUUCCAGAGUAGGUUCAGGUUUAUGGAUAUUCUAGUGGAAUGAAGCCACAAGGACUUAAUGCAUGAAUAACAUGUGGAUUUGGUUCUGGAAGAAUUAGAGGUUCAUCUUCCUGACUUUAUGAACUUGACAGCCCACAGGAUGAAACAAAGCCUUUCCAAGGGAUGAUAUUUGCACUUAAACAAACAAAAAUCCAGAACACCCUGGUAUUUUGAAAAAUUGGAACACAUGCAUUUAAUUGUAAUUAAAGAUGUUUUAACAUUUAUUUUCUGAAGCAGAGUCAUCUUGGGAGGAAAAAAAAAUUAAUAAGUAUUGGUCUAUGCAAGACACAAAUGUCAAAACUGUGUAAAUUACCCAUUUUUAGGUGCUGUAUUAUUGUUGUCUUUCUGACUUCUGUUACUUUGAUUAGUCUUUUCAUCAACCUUUCAGCCUUACAUUCAGCUUAGAGUUGAAUAGGCAAAGUGUAGUUUUGAAAUCCUGUUGGAAAUGUAACUACCCUUCAUUCCCUCAUGGAAAUCUCGCAUGUUAAACAGUUAAGUGAAAUGUUUUUGGUUUCCUAAUAAUAAAUUCAGACUCUUCACCACCUCCUGAAAACAGCAUAUCCAUGAACAUGCACGUUUAAUUGUGGUGUGCAAACGAUCAAAUCAUCAGCCUUGUGCUGGGGGCACUUUGCUCUUCCCUCUUCAGUGCAGCUGAAGCAGCAGCAGGUUCAUUUUGCCGAGCUCGAUGUGGAUUCCUUUCCCCCCACCCCCUGCCUUUGGCAUGCUAAACACCUUCAAAUGGGUUUGGGGUUGUUUAAUUUUCAAGGCCUGAAGUAACCUGAUCGUCCAGUGUGUAAAGCACAGUGAGAUUGCCACUAAGGUGCUUUUAAGUGAUUGCCCAAAUCAGGUUAUCUGUUCCUUCUUGUCACCUGGAAAUAUCAAAUAUGCUCCUUUUCUGUGACUUAGUUCUUUAGGACCUGCUGAGUGAUCACAGCUGGUUUUGCCAGAGAAAAGCAAGGUGUGAGAAGGCAGUGAAAUGCUUUUCCAACCUUGUGGGCUCCUGUAAAGAGACACAGUUCAAGUUAAUAGAAUCCAGUGUUUUCAGGUCGUGACAGAAGUGGCCCAUAAAUCUCUCUGUGGGUUGGCAGCACUGGGUCUGCACCAUCGACAAUCUUUAAAAUGUGAACCCUGUAACUUUUCUGUCCUUGGUUGUUAAGGGAUUUUUGAAGCAGCUGACCUAUCAAGGGAUAAAAUUAAAAAUGAGAAUAUGCCUCUUGGAUGAUUUAUUUUUACACUGCUGUUCUCUGUGAACAGAAAAAGCACAUUUUUAAAGCAAACCAUUUACAUGACUUUAACAGUGUUGUUUGGCUGAAAGACAAAUAUGUUUUCAAGAAACCUUGAGCGUAGUUUUAAACUGUUUAACCAGUUCCUGGCCAGGGAAAGUCAUUGGCCUCUGUAUUUGUUUGGGGUUUCUUGUUUAUGCAAAUGAAGAAAAAUGUUUACUAGUUCUUACCAGUAUGGGGAUUUUUAUUAUGCUUUUGUAAUGCAGGAGCAGCUUCGAUGAAAGAAAGCAUUAGCAGGUAAAUAGUCCAUAAUGUGUGUGACUUUGGGUGGGGUUUUUUUCCUUUGUUGUUGUUUCAAAAUUAUUAAUUAAAAUGGCAUGGACAUCAAACUUCCAGUA